Molecule: messenger RNA, 876 nt
Organism: Stegastes partitus (bicolor damselfish)
Lineage: Eukaryota; Metazoa; Chordata; Actinopteri; Pomacentridae
Exons: 5
Coding region: 1-876 (291 amino acids)
Source: RefSeq, a predicted model, not a curated record
AUGGCACAUAGUAGAAGACGACAGCGCUCACUUCCAGACCACAGUGACAGACAUGCGCUCAGCAGCAUGGACCAGCUUACUAUGCAAUACAUGGUAAGAUCAGGUAUGGAGUCCAGCACAGAAUCUGACUCAGAAAUCAGUCCGAGAUGGUCGGACACAAGCACUAUGGGAUGUGCGAGCAGUGCACCAGAGAGUGGGACUUCACGGCGGGCAACGGUAACACACAAGCUUGCAGCAAGGCACGGCUGUAAUUCUUUGUUUUUGGACCCGUAUGAUGGGAGCUCUGAAAAUUCUGAUGAGUCACACAUCGACGUGGGCGCCUCCAGCAGACAAACAAGGCAGCAGAAAAAAAAAACUCGGCUCUUGAGCAGGAGGAAGCGAUUUUUCCUUCAUGAGCCUGCUUCUGUUUCCCCCAGAGAGGAAGUGAAAAGGGGGAUGAGAAAUUCUGCAACAAAACAACAACUUUUGGAUGCCGGCAUUGCAUUUGAAAGUGAGGCUGAGCUGUGGCUCUGUGAGUUAGCUGCUCUGUCUUAUGAAAGUGAUGAGGAGGGUUGUGGAAACCUCACAGAGGAAAGGACAAACAAGUCACCAACACAUACGCAAACCAUGGAUGUAGAGCAGCCACUUGAUGACUCGGGCUUACAAGCUACAAGAUCAUCCUCACCUCACACCCCAGUGAAAGAGAGUCCCCCUCAGGUACGAGACAGCUCCUCAGAGAGAUCCCCCAACUCCUGUAACCUCAGAUCUUUUUUCAAGAGAAAGCUUGGUAUGCCUGGAGCAGAAGAAGCAGUGGGGUUGAGCCAAAACAAGAGGCAGUGUGUCAUGAGCAUGGAGGAUGAACAGGAGGGAAAGAACUCUGCAUCCGAAGCAUGCUAG